Messenger RNA from Scomber japonicus (chub mackerel), 1878 nucleotides. It is a transcript of the gene srrm4, whose product is annotated as serine/arginine repetitive matrix 4. Gene Ontology annotation, cellular component: nucleus. Gene Ontology annotation, molecular function: mRNA binding. The transcript has 13 exons. The coding region runs from base 1 to 1878 and encodes 625 amino acids. NCBI's taxonomy places the organism in Eukaryota, Metazoa, Chordata, Actinopteri, Scombriformes, Scombridae. Gene Ontology annotation, biological process: neuron maturation; mRNA processing; regulation of RNA splicing. The record is from RefSeq and is a predicted model, not a curated record.
AUGCAGCCCCCUUGUUCGCUCCAGCUCGGCCCCUGUGGCCCCUCUCCAUCCUUAGGAUCGCAGGGCAGCACCGCUAGUCUCCAGCGGCUGGAAGAGAAGCAGCUCUUUGAGAAGUUUUGGAAGGGGACUUUCAAGGCUGUGGCAACCCCGAGACCGGAGAGCGUCAUCAUGGCUAGCAUCACCGCCCGCAGGAGGGUGACUGACUUAGAGAAAUCAGCCUGCCUGCCGCUCAAGACUGAUGAGAGGAAAGGGUUGGACGCAGACACCCGAGUGGACACAGGAGACAGGAGAAAUUGCUGCAUCAAAGGAAAGGGACGCAAACACCACAGUCAUCGCAGGGUCAGGAGCCCCUCCUUUGAUGAGGAACUCUCUCCUAGGCCCAAGGGGAAGAAGAAGAAGAGAAAGUCCGCACGGAAGAGGAAAAGGAGAAGGUCUCCUUCCCGUAGCCUCUCCCCACUGAGGAAGAAGAAAAAGAAGAAGAAGAAGAGCUCCAAGAAAAGCAAGCGGCAUAGGUAUACCUCCAAAAAGUCCAAACACAGCUCUUCAAGUUUAAAACAUAAGAGGAAGGAUGAGCGCAAGCACAAGAAAAGUUCCCGGACUCACUCACGUCGGAGACGACGCUAUCGGAGGUCAGAGUCGGACAGUUCCUCCUGCCAAUCUUCCACAGAGGACAGACGCCAUGUGCAGAAAUCUGUGGUACAUCAGGCGUUAGGAGACCUGGCAGCUGUAAGAGCGGAAACAAAUGGAGUGCUGGACCGCACGGACAUGAAGUGGAGACCUGCAACCAAAUCAGUGUGUAAAACGGCUCCAAAAUAUCGCUCCAUCCUCUCAACCGGCACCAUUUUGUCCUCAAAACCUGGAAGCGAGCUCUUACAAGGAAAAGGGUCUCACCAUUUAUUGAGCCAGACCGACGCUCCGCACGAUUACGAUUCGGGGAAUGACACGUCCUCGCCUCCGUCGAGCAAAACUGGUGUUUCUCGAGCGAGUGUCGCUGUCAGAAAGCGAGACCACUGUCAACGUCCGGCCUCACCAGAGAAGCUGAAGUUCACUGACAGAGACAAUGCCUCUGACUCAGGAAACUCUGUGACCAGCUACGCUUCCUUGUGCAAACCUUACGGGGAGGACGGCCUGUCUGCUACACUUUUCAGUCGAAAUGGCAAGAGAGAGCAGAUAACCUUGGGGUGUCAGGUAGCGGUUGUGAGAUCUCCAAAGACUUCAAGCUGUUCGCAGAGGAUGAGAGAGUCUUCUCGGAGACGGCUGAAACACCGCUCAUCCAGCAGAAGGAGCAGGAGCCCAUCAUCGGGGAGUUCCAGAUACUCGGGACACUACUCUCGAAGCCUGUCGCUGUCAUCUUGCAGUUCGUACUCACGCUCACCAAGUUAUUCAUCUGAUCCGAGGCGACGAGGCAGCGUGGCCAGCAGCACGAGCUCCAGAGGAAGCUACUCCAGAUACAGCACUGACAGGCUACUUUCCAGAAAGAGAACACCUAGCUCAAGAGACACAGAUGUGAAGCAUAAGGUUAGCCGGAAGAGGCGAAGACGCAAAUCCUACUCUCCUAUGAAGAAAAGGAGGAGAGACUCGCCGAGCCAUCUAGAAGCACGCCGAAUCACGAGUGCCAGGAAGCGCCCCAUCCCUUACUUCAGACCCAGUCCUUCCUCCAGCAGCCGAUCCACCAGCGUGUCCUCCUGGAGCAGCCUCUUCACUCGCAGCCGCAGUCGCAGCCCGAUCUUCAGCAUGAGCCGGAGCAGGAGCCGGAGCCACAGUUACUCCUCCUACAGGAGCUACAGUCGAAGUUCAUCCUGGAACUCAAUCUUUGGGACCCGCAGUCGCAGCCGGAGUCGCGGUUCACUGAACAAACGCAGGAAAAUCAGGCAUUAG